Penicillium cataractarum is the source of this 4005-nucleotide messenger RNA. RefSeq lists its product as uncharacterized. Gene Ontology annotation, molecular function: protein binding. The record is from RefSeq and is a predicted model, not a curated record. NCBI's taxonomy places the organism in Eukaryota, Fungi, Ascomycota, Eurotiomycetes, Eurotiales, Aspergillaceae. The coding region runs from base 1 to 4005 and encodes 1334 amino acids. The transcript is spliced from 3 exons.
AUGGAUUGUUUAUCCUCGGCGGCGAGCGUUAUCGCGAUCAUCCAGCUAACAGGAAGCCUUGUCAAGCUUUGCGGGGGCUACAUUCAAGAGGUGAAAGAUGCACGAGACGAAAUUUUAACCCUACAACGGGCGAUUGCAAUCAUCCAAGGGACCCUCCAAGACCUGCAGAAAUUCCUUCAAAGUAACGACGGAAAGGGCCUACCUACCUCCUCACGACUAGGCAGCAAUAUUGCCGACUGCCUCUCUGACCUCCGAGCCUUAGAAGCGAGACUUGAUCGAGGAAAAGGAAAGAAACUAAUGAGCAAAAUGGGAUUACGAGCCUUAAAGUGGCCCCUGAAACGCAUAGAGGUGCAGGGUGUUAUUCAGAACCUCGAGAGAUAUAAAUCUUCAUUCCUCUUAUCUUUACAGGUGGAUCAAACUUCUCUGAUGGUCGAUGUGGUCCAGGGUAUGGAUCUUGGGGUGUUGAAAGGUGCGAAGGAGGCAGGGUUUGAGUCAUUCUCCGACCGAGACGAAGUCCAAUGUCUCCAAGGCACUAGGACCCAGCUUCUCCAGCAGAUAAUGGAAUGGGCUACGUCGCCGUCCCAAAAAAGCAUUUUCUGGUUAAAUGGAAUGGCCGGGACAGGAAAAUCCACCAUAUCUCGGACAGUGGCAAGGUCGCUCAAGGACACCAAUUAUCUAGCUGCCAGCUUUUUCUUUAAGAGGGGUGAAGGGGACCGAGGAAACGCGAAGAAGUUUUUCCCGACAUUAACAAGGCAAAUGAUGCUCAUGAUUUCUGAGCUGAGGUCUGGCGUGCAUAAGGCACUCCACGAUGACCCUGACAUUGCGUCAAAAUCGCUCAGGGAGCAGUUUGAGAAACUACUCCUUCAACCGCUGCUCGGUCUUGACCAACUCGGCCGACAACCUCAAGCCGCUGUGAUAGUGAUCGACGCUUUGGACGAAUGUGAACAUGAUCAAGAUGUCCGAAACAUCAUUCGAUUACUCCCCCUUCUACAGAAGGUAAAAGCGGUUCGCCUUCGGAUUUUGUUGACUAGUAGGCCUGAACUCCCAAUCAGGCUCGGCUUUUCAGAGAUGGCGAAUCAUGACUAUCAGGACCUAGCUCUUCAAGAGAUUCCAGAAGAAGAAACAGAGCACGAUAUACUUUUAUUCCUACAGGACCGAUUUGCGAAGAUCAAACACGACAAGAACAUUUCUGAAGAUUGGCCUAGUAAUAACGUCAUCCAAGCAUUAGUCAACAUGUCCGCUCCACUGUUUAUUUCGGCUGCCACUGUGUGCCGUUACAUCGAAAAUUCAAAAUGGGAGCCAAAGUCGCGCCUCGCGGACCUUCUGAGGGACCAAGCUAAAUACGUAUCGAGGAUGGAUAAGACAUACCUGCCAAUUCUGACGCGACUACUAGACGAUCAAGAGAGUGAUGAGCGGGAGCAGCAGCAGCUACUGCAAGAGUUCCAGAAAAUAGUCGGUGUCAUUAUCCUUCUUGCUGUUCCGCUUUCUAUAAAUGCGCUAUCGUUGUUUCUUGACAUAGGAGCAGACCAAAUCAGCAAUCGAUUAGAUUCAUUCCGAUCGGUAUUGAGCAUUCCCGGUAACCGAGAUCAGCCUGUUAGGACUCUACAUCUAUCAUUUCGGGAUUUUCUAGUCCAGUCUAGAACCAAAUUUGUUGUGGAUGAGCCAAAGAAGCACAAAGACAUUGCCAGGUCCUGUCUCAAAACCAUGCGGAGCCGUCUACGGAAAGAUAUAUGCAAUCUAGCAAGCCCUGGAACGCGUAGGGCAGACAUCGACCCUCAACAUAUCGGCCAGUAUCUACCACCGGAAUUACAAUACUCUUGUCGCUACUGGAUACACCAUCUUGAACAAAGUCAGGCUCUAUCCUCCGAGAUAAAAGAAGUGCGACUAUUCCUCCAGAAACAUUUUCUGCACUGGGUGGAAGCGAUGAGUCUGCUAGGUUUUGUAUCGGAGGUGGUGAGUAUGCUUGAUCUCCUUCGCACGAUUAUACAAGGCGAUCACGAUUCCAUAAUAGGUGACUUUCUAUAUGAUGCAAAGCGCUUUGUUUUGAAGAAUCGCCAGAUAAUGGAUGAAGCACCACUUCAAAUUUAUUGCGCAGGACUGGUAUUUGCACCUCGAACUGCAAUCAUCCGUAAAGAGUUCGAACAAGACCUUCCUACUUGGAUAAGCCAGUUACCACGAGUUGAUGAAGGAUGGGGUACCGAAUUACAGACUCUCGAGGGCCAUUCAAGCUGGGUAACCUUGGUGGCCUUCUCGCCCGACGGUCGGCUACUAGCAUCCGGAUCUCAUGACAAGACCGUGCGACUCUGGGAUACGGCGACCGGCGCCCUAUGGCAGACUCUUGAAGGCCAUUCACGCUCGGUUACCUCAGUGGCCUUCUCACUCGACGGCCGGCUACUGGCAUCCGGCUCUCACGACAAGACCGUUCGACUCUGGGAUACGGCAACCGGUGGGCUACGGCAGACUCUCGAAGGCCAUUCAGACUCGGUUACCUCAGUGGCCUUCUCACUCGACGGCCGGCUACUGGCAUCCGGCUCUCACGACAAGACCGUGCGACUCUGGGACUCGGCAACCGGUGGCCUACGGCAGACUCUCGAGGGCCAUUCAGACUGGGUUACCUCAGUGGCCUUCUCACCCGACGGCCGGCUACUAGCGUCCGGCUCUGGCGACAAGACCGUGCGGCUCUGGGACACGGCAACCGGUGGCCUACGGCAGACUCUCGAGGGCCAUUCAGACUCUGUUACCUCGGUGGCCUUCUCACUCGACGGCCGGCUACUAGCGUCCGGCUCUGACGAUAAGACCAUUCGACUCUGGGACACGGCGCCCGGCGGCCUACGGCAGACUCUCGAGGGCCAUUCAGACUCUGUUACCUCAGUGGCCUUCUCACCCGACGGCCGGCUACUAGCGUCCGGCUCUGACGAUAAGACCAUUCGACUCUGGGACACGGCGCCCGGCGGCCUACGGCAGACUCUCGAGGGCCAUUCAGACUCUGUUACCUCAGUGGCCUUCUCACCCGACGGCCGGCUACUAGUGUCCGGCUCUGGCGAUGAGACCGUUCGGCUCUGGGACACGGCGACCGGCGGCCUACAGGAGACUCUCGAGGGCCAUUCAGACUCUGUUACCUCAGUGGCCUUCUCACCUGACGGCCGGCUAUUAGCGUCCGGCUCUCACGACGAGACCGUGCGACUCUGGGACACGGCGACCGGCGACCUACGGCAGACUCUCGAGGGCCAUUCACACUCGAUCUGGUCGGUAGUUUUCUCACCCGACGGCCGGCUGCUAGCGUCCGGCUCUGACGACGAGACCGUGCGGCUCUGGAACACGGCGACCGGCGGCCUAUGGCAGACUCUUGAAGGCCAUUCUGGCUCGGUUACCGCGGUGGCCUUCUCGCCGGAUGGCCUGCUACUGGCAUCCGGCUCUAACGAUAAGAUCGUGCGGCUCUGGGACACGGCGACCGGUUACCUACGGCAGAUUCUCAAGGGCCACUCACACUCGAUCUGGUCGGUAGCCUUCUCGCCCGACGGUCGGCUAGUGGCGUCUGGCUCUGUCGACGAGACCGUGCGGCUCUGGGACACGGCGACCGGCGGCCUACAGGAGACUCUCGAGGGCCAUUCAGACUCUGUUACCUCAGUGGCCUUCUCGCCCGACGGCCGGCUAUUAGCGUCCGGCUCUGACGACGAGACCGUUCGGCUCUGGGACCCGGCGACGGGCAGCCUGAAAGAGAUUUUGAAACCGAAUGCCGCUGUCGACAAACUUUCUUUUUCACCAGAUAGCUCAUAUCUCAGUACUGACUUAGGCAACCUCAUCGUUCAGUCGGGGCAGGUGAAUGAUGCCUCUAGUUCGAGUCCAGUGUUCUUCAUUGUCCAAGAACAGUGGAUAAUUAUCAACGGCGAAAAUGUUCUAUGGCUUCCCUAUGAGUUUCGGCCUAGCUGUUCGGCAGUUACUUGCGAUUCACUUGCCCUUGGACAAGAGUCAGGGCUGGUUUCUUUCAUACGAUUUCAAAAAUAG